AUGUUCAAGACCAGCUACCUGCGUGAGGUGCGCAAGGAGAAAUACGAGCGCUCCGAUGUUUUCGAGGAGCCCAGCAGCCCUGAGAGCGAGUCAGCUCCGGCUGCAGGGCCCUCAGUUCCCGGCUGGGAGAGCCUGCAGGAGCUGAACAGCAGAUUUGCGCGCUACAUCAACCGGGCGCGUGUGCUGGAGCAGCGCAAUGCCGUGUUUCGCAAGCAGCUGGAGACCCUGCAGUACAUGGAGGAGGCGUCGGGACUGGAGGAGGCCUUCAGCGAGCAGAUCAGCAUCAACAGGCAGAGGAUCCGGGAGCUGCUGUCGGACCGAGCCAAGCUGGAAAGAGAGCUGAAAGAUGCCGAGCGCAUGCUGGACGAGUAUAACAGCAGAUACAGAAAUGAAUGUGAAUAUCAGGAGCAGCUGCGGCAGACCCUGGAACAGCUCAAUAAGGAAGCCGACACGGUGCUUCUGAGAAACCUGGAGUAUCAGAUCCAACUGCAGUUUCUGCAAGAUGACGUAAACGCCACCAAGGAGAGACACAAAAAGAAUCUGGCGGAGAUACAGACCUAUCUGAACAUCCUGCAGCAGAUCAACCAGACCAUCCCUCUGAUGACCAGCGUCUCCGUGCCUGAGGAUCAGGAGCGUCUAAUUGCACAGCGAAGGGUCCCAGCCCUCAGAAGUCAGCUGGAGGAGUACAAGAGCGCCAUCUGCCAGCUGCAGACGCAGAAACACCGGCUGCAGACCGAGACCUCUGCAUUGGAACAGACCAUCAAGACCACACAGGAGAGCUACGACGAUGAGAUCCAGCUUUACAACGAGCAGAUCGAGACUCUGAGGAAGGAGACUGAAGAGGCAGAGAAAUCACUGGAGAAGUACACCAAUAAGUGCCGUCAGCUGGCCGUUUACCAGAGCUCUCUGGAGAAUGAGCUGGACAGAUACAAGAGGAUCAUCGAGAACGAGGACAACAGACUGAAUUCAGCAAUAAUCGGGACACCCAUUACUCUGCUCACCAGCAGUUAUAAAUACACCCAUUGUCCGAGCAUGACACGGACUGGAAAAGAUAUCACCCAAGUCAUUCAGGACAUCACCAACGUGAAGCCCCGUCAGAAGUACUUUGCUAAGAAAGUGCUUAAAAAGAAAGAGAUCACGUCUCGAGGAGCGAGCGGCGGGCUGGAGGAGAAACCAGCAGAAGAGCUUGAGGAGGAGGAGAAAGGGCUGACAAUGGAGGAUCAACAGCAGGAGGCGCCAAAACAGGAGCGUCCGGAUGUCCCAGACGGAGCACAGAUCAGCAAAGCAUUCGACACGCUCUGCAACAUCAUCCGGGACCGCAUGCGGCGCGUCAGGAGGCCAGAACCCAUCGCUGAUUUCUUCACCAAGGGACGAUACGUGCUGGUGACCGGAGACUCCAGCUAUCUCGACCCGUGCUUUUUCUCCACCACUCCAUCAGCUAGUCAUGUAUUCGUCACUAUUAGGGAUGACAUGAUGCCUUACGAUUCCUAUUGGAGAGGCACACCCACUCCUAGCCCCCUACCGGGACCUCCAGCACCACCUUCAGAUCCUGGAAAAGAUGAUGAGGGAGGCGGAAAAUCCAAAAAAGGAGAUCCUCAUCCAAAGAGGAAGGAACCAGAACCAGGUCCUUCUCCUAGGCAACCUUCACCCCAUCGUGGAGGAAAAAAUAAGGAUCCUAGUGAACCUCCACCCAUGCCAUCCUACAGCUCCAUCCCACCCGAUUCUAUGAGUUAUGAGAAGGUGGAGGUGGUGGAGUCGGUGGAGAAGCUCUCGCCUGAUAAGAAAGUCAAAGGCUAUGAGGAGACCACUACGGUGGUGGAGACCAUGAUCGAGAAAACCAGCAGAAAGAAGCACGGCGAUCGCUCAACUUGAGCUCAAUGCGAUCCUGCUUUACUUUCCAGAUUACUCACAGUUGAAGGCUGAAUUAUUAGCCCUCCUGUAUAUUUUU
This is a messenger RNA of Danio aesculapii, 1948 nucleotides long. Its product is annotated as filensin. Gene Ontology annotation, biological process: lens fiber cell development. Gene Ontology annotation, cellular component: intermediate filament; cytoplasm. Gene Ontology annotation, molecular function: structural constituent of eye lens. Bases 1 to 1872 code for a protein of 623 amino acids. NCBI's taxonomy places the organism in Eukaryota, Metazoa, Chordata, Actinopteri, Cypriniformes, Danionidae. The transcript is spliced from 8 exons. The record is from RefSeq and is a predicted model, not a curated record.